Cylicocyclus nassatus is the source of this 682-nucleotide messenger RNA. The record is from the annotation of a GenBank genome assembly. Lineage: Eukaryota; Metazoa; Nematoda; Chromadorea; Rhabditida; Strongylidae.
AUGCGUGGUGCUAUCUGUAAAUAUAGAAGAAAUGUUAAUAUGGUAUUCUAUUUAGCUGGGAACAAGAACGCAUCAAUGUUUUCGAUUAUUCUUAUAUCAAUUUCAAGCUUUCUCGUAUCUGAUACACAUGCGUACUCGCGAGAAAAAAAGAAAUUGGUUUUCACAGCGAAAUUGGAUCCGCUUUCGGUACGGUUUACCUAUGGUAGGGUAAAUGGCGCAUCCGUCGGCAUUGGUGGUGCUCUACAUACGAUCCACAGACAAGUUGAAAGAGUGUUAACGGAGACGUUCCAAAAGGAAGCAUACCGGAUGGGAGUUGGCUGGAAGUCAAAUUCGAUCUCAGUACUAGUUAUGUAUGACCCAUUGUAUUGCAGUGCAUACAUUGCACGUAAUGAAGACUUUGAACUCUGUGAAGCUACCUAUGGCUACUGUUGCGAGCUUGUCAACGGAGUUGUCAUAUCUAUAGCGUCUCGAAAAGCAACGGCGAGCAUUAGAGUUCCGACGGAAUACAGGGAAGCUACAGUUAUAGUAAAGGUGACCAUCAUUCGAUUCGGAUGACCGCCACUCCCACCCUUUGCUGAAUCUUCACCCGAGUCUAAUAACCAAUAAUACAGUUUUCUUUCAGUUAGGGGAGGUAUUGUAAUUCGAGCCAUUUGUUUUUUCGUGCUUGCCUAGACUGAAGCCC